AUGUGUAUUACUCCGGAUGGUGCGCAAUUUUUAAUUGGUGGUUGGCAGAAUUUGCGUAUAUAUGAUCUCAACUGUCUUACAAAUUCAGGAUUGCAUAAUUCAGCAACUUUACAUCUGUUGGAUUUCAAAGUGAUGGUGUUUGGUUGUAUACUGGUGGUGAAGAUUGCAUGGCAAAGAUUUGGGACAUGCGUAUCAAUCAACUUAAUUGUCAGCGUAAAUACACCAGUUCACUCAAUUGCUCUUCAUCCAAAUCAAAUUGAAUUGUUAAUUUCUGACGCAACUGGAGCUGUUUAUAUUUGGGAUUUGCGAUCUGAUCGAGAUGAUACAUUGUCUACUGAAGUUGAUGUUUCCGAAUAUAUAGUGCACAUUGAUAUAGAUAGACUCGGUCGGCAAUGCGCAGCCGUAACGAAUAGAGGAAAUCUUUUCUUUUGGGAGAUUAACCAUAAAGGCGGCGGUUUGGCUAAAACAAUUCCACAUCUUGAUGCCACUGCCGACAAUGGAUCAACGCAGAAGCUUCAAAGGCAAACGACUCCACAAGAAUUAAAGGAAGAUGAGUCGACAACGGAAUUCUACUCAAGUUCAAUGAUUGACACAGGCCUUCCUCCUAUUGCACCACCACCUCUAUCUGAAAUGGGUGGAGAUGGUAGCGCUUUCUAUGUGCCUGCUCCUCGACGAAAGCAAAGAUAUGGUGCAAAAGAAGUACCACCAUCUGAACUAGGCGAAGAAAAUGAAGAAUUGAAGCAAAUUGAACAAGAAAUGUUGAAAAAUCCAUCUAUGACUGUUACACCGCCACAUCGUUCAUCUCUACCAGUAGAUUUAAUAAGCAAUGCUAAGUAUCGAAUGAAAUUGCGUGCUCACAAAUCAUUUGCAUUGAAGUGUAGAUACCGGCCUGACAGCUUGGCAAUAGCAACAUGUUCAGCUGAUCAGACAACUAAAUUAUGGAGUGUUAGUGAUCAUAAUUUGUUAAGCACAUAUGCAGCUCCAAAUAGUAAAUGGGUCUGGGAUUGCGCUUUUACUAAUGAUUCAGCUUACAUGCUGACAGCUUCAUCUGAUGGAAUCAUUCGUAUGUGGGAAUUGGCGUCAAGUUCAGUUGUUCAAAUGUAUCAGGGUCAUUCAUUGGGUAUUACUUGUAUGGCUUUUAAAGAUUUUAGUUGA
Messenger RNA from Meloidogyne enterolobii, 1155 nucleotides. NCBI's taxonomy places the organism in Eukaryota, Metazoa, Nematoda, Chromadorea, Rhabditida, Meloidogynidae. The record is from the annotation of a GenBank genome assembly.